Mollisia scopiformis is the source of this 488-nucleotide messenger RNA. RefSeq lists its product as uncharacterized. Lineage: Eukaryota; Fungi; Ascomycota; Leotiomycetes; Helotiales; Mollisiaceae. The record is from RefSeq and is a predicted model, not a curated record. The transcript has a single exon. Bases 98 to 391 code for a protein of 97 amino acids.
AGGAACCACUUGCUGUGCCAUUCCCUUCUCGUCCAAUACCUGCGUAGUACCUCCUCAGGAACGGAACUCGGUGGCUUCGAUCCUAUUCCCCAAUUGCAUGGCUCGCACGUUUUUUGCUUGCUUGCUUGCUCCAGGGCAGGGUUCAGACAAGUCAACAUCUCGUCCAGGGGAUCAGCACAUCUCGGAGGCUUCUUCUACUUUGCUUCUAGCUCUCAUUCCUCUGUUUCUAGCUCUCGAAUGGCGUCCCUGGAUCUCUGUUUACCUUCUCGGCCCCUUCUUCUACUUUCCUUCUAGCUCUCAUUCCUUUCCUUCUAGCCCAAGAUCAAGCCGCCUCCAAAUCGAGCGUGCAUGCAUGCGUCGAACCCUACCCUACCGUACCCUACCCUUCUAGCUCUCUCAUCAUCACCCUCAGGCGUCCCUCCAUGUAAGUAAACAAAGAGAACCGUGACAUCGGCGACUUUUCCUUCCUCUAUCCUUCUAGCCCGCUU